AUGACUGGCUUGCAUCAACCCGCCCCGGGGCCAACCGUCAUCAACGGGAACGGUUCUUUCGCCGCGGAGAGCGCGCCUGUGGAAGGCCUUGCUGGGUUUCAACAGGAGGUUGGGAGCAUCCAGGACCAGAUUCGCGAAUUCGAGGCGAACGUCGCGAGGAUAUCCGAGUUGCACUCGGUCUCGCUGAACGCCAUGGAUGAGGCUGCAACCCGUCAGAAUUUGGCGCUUCUAGACGACCAGGUCGCUCAGACGCGAACCCUGAGCAAUGCCAUCAAGCUGCGAAUACAGGCGCUGACAGACAAACCCACGGCCGGUGUUGACAAGAGGCUGCGUAAGAAUCAGCUGACGUUGAUCAGCAAUAAAUUCAGGGACGCCCUGCAGAACUACCAGAACGUCGAGAGAGAUUACCGGAAGCGGUACAAAGAGCGCGUCGAGCGUCAAUUCAAAAUCGUGAAGCCGGAUGCGACGGCGGAAGAGGUUGCUGCGGUUGUCAACGACGACUCCGGCGGACAAAGCCAGAUAUUCGCCCAAGCACUUGCCAACUCUGAGCGAUGGGGCGAGUCGCGCGCUGCCUAUCGAGAAGUGCAGGAGCGACACGAGGAAAUCCGUAGGAUUGAACAGACUAUGGGCGAGCUGGCGCAGCUUUUCAACGAUAUGAGCGUCCUUAUCAACCAACAACAAGAGCAAAUCGACAUUAUCGAGCAGACGACGGAAGGUGUCUCGAAGGAUGCCGAAGCAGGAACCGAGCAAGUGGAAAAGGCCGUCAAGCACGCGCGGGCAGCCAGGAGGAAACGCUGGAUCUGCUUCUGGCUGACAUUGCUCCUGCUCGCCAUCGUCGCCAUCGUCGUGGCGGUCGUCGUCACCCAAAAUACCCAUCACUAG
Molecule: messenger RNA, 882 nt
Organism: Punctularia strigosozonata HHB-11173 SS5
Lineage: Eukaryota; Fungi; Basidiomycota; Agaricomycetes; Corticiales; Punctulariaceae
Product: t-SNARE
Exons: 7
Coding region: 1-882 (293 amino acids)
Biological process (GO): vesicle fusion; exocytosis; intracellular protein transport
Cellular component (GO): SNARE complex; endomembrane system; plasma membrane
Molecular function (GO): SNARE binding; SNAP receptor activity
Source: RefSeq, a predicted model, not a curated record